AUGGCUAUCGGACGUACAGUAUUUAACUGGGCGACAGCGUUAAAUGACUCGUUAAGGGACAGAUUUGUUUGUGGACUAUACAAUGAAUCUAUUCAGAAACGCUUACUUGUCGAAACCAGCCUUACGUUCGAGAAAGCGCUAAAACUUGCGGUUGCCAUGGAAACGGCCAUGAAAGAUUCACUUGAGUUGAGGGGGAAAGCUAAGACAAUACCUCCUGUGAACAGCAUUCGUGAAGUCCCAAUGCAACAUAAAUGUUAUAGAUGUGGGAAAGAGGGGCACGAACCCCAGGAAUGCUAUUUCAAAGAUCAAUAUUGUAGAAACUGUGGGAAAAAGGGCCAUAUAAAACGUGUAUGA
Messenger RNA from Paramuricea clavata, 354 nucleotides. The record is from the annotation of a GenBank genome assembly. Lineage: Eukaryota; Metazoa; Cnidaria; Anthozoa; Malacalcyonacea; Plexauridae.